AAAAACCCAAUGAGUAAGCUCUUGCAGCGUGUGGUGCCAGGGGUGGCCUUGGUGGCUGCCGGCAGUGCCGCUGGGGUAUACUUUGAGCGGCAUCUCAAAGCUCCUGAAGAACAGAUCACGACUAUUGUGGACGCCAUUGGCAAUACACCAUUGUUGGAGAUCAAAAGCCUGUCCAACCUCACGGGCUGCCGCAUCCUGGCCAAGGCCGAGUUUAUGAACCCCAGUGGUAGCGUGAAAGACCGAGCCGCCAAGUUUUUGAUCGAGGACGCCGAGGCCAGUGGCCAGCUUCAGCCCGGUGGUAUCGUAGUCGAAGCCACCGGUGGCAACACAGGCGUGGGGCUAGCUAUUGUGGCCGCCGCCAAGGGCUACCGCACGAUCUUCACCAUGCCAGACAAAACCUCGGCCGAAAAGAUCGACCUCAUGAAAGUACUAGGCGCCGAGGUGCACGUCCAGCCUGGCGUGGGUAUGGCCGACACCCAGCACUUUUAUAACCUAGCCAAGCGUAUUGUGGCUUCCGAUCCGCUGUGCUUUGGUCCGGAUCAGUUUGAAAAUAUUGCCAACAGUCGCGCGCAUUACGUUGGCACGGGGCCGGAAAUCUGGCGGCAGACGGCUGGCCACGUCACUGGCUUUGUUGUGGCCUCAGGCACGGGGGGAACUAUUGGUGGCGUGUCCAAGUUUCUGAAAGAAAAAAAUUCGGCGAUUCAAGUUUGGCAUAUCGACCCCAUCGAAGGAGGCGCGUCGUCUGACUAUGUCAAUACCAAACAAAGUCAAGUUGGUCCCGAUGGGUUUGAGUACAUUCCAAAACGCGACGGCUCCACGGUCGCCGAAGGCAUUGGGUUGGCUCGGGUGACACCCAACUUUAAGACUGGGUUGAUUGAUCGCGGGAUUUUUGGCACCAACGCGGAAAUCAUUCAGAUGGUGUACUAUCUAUUGCGCCACGAAGGGCUAUUUGUGGGUCCAAGUGCCGCGUUGAACGUGGUUGGGGCUGUGAAAAUGGCUCGCGAACUCGGCCCUGGCCACACAAUUGUGACAGUGUUAUGCGACGGAGGUGACCGCUAUCGCAGCAAAUUGUUCAAUGCCAAGUGGCUCGAAGAUGAAAAGCUGACGCAAUACGUGGACGCCCCCCUCAAGUUGUGAGGUUGUUUUUGUUUAGACUUUUCGGAGAUGUUGUUGGGUAUAUAAUACAAACUGGCAGCGGCAACUAGCCAAUAGAGUCGUUAUCGGAA
This is a messenger RNA of Aphanomyces astaci, 1226 nucleotides long. RefSeq lists its product as hypothetical. The coding region runs from base 10 to 1137 and encodes 375 amino acids. The transcript has 6 exons. The record is from RefSeq and is a predicted model, not a curated record. Gene Ontology annotation, molecular function: cysteine synthase activity. Gene Ontology annotation, cellular component: cytoplasm. Lineage: Eukaryota; Oomycota; Saprolegniomycetes; Saprolegniales; Verrucalvaceae.